Molecule: messenger RNA, 2493 nt
Organism: Cantharellus anzutake
Lineage: Eukaryota; Fungi; Basidiomycota; Agaricomycetes; Cantharellales; Hydnaceae
Product: kinase-like domain-containing protein
Exons: 17
Coding region: 1-2493 (830 amino acids)
Biological process (GO): protein phosphorylation
Molecular function (GO): protein kinase activity; ATP binding
Source: RefSeq, a predicted model, not a curated record
AUGCUUGCAGCGGCUACGCAAGCAGCAUCAUCUUUCUUCAAAGUAUCUGCGAUAUCGCAGAACUACAUCUAUGCCUCAAACAAUACACCAGCAAUUCCAUCAUUUUCUUCAACCUCUGUGACACGUACCGGCUCGCCUGCGCCACCACAGAGCAACUCCCCGCCAUUUACCUCAGGAUUAUGGCGCGUUCAGGAGGCAGUACACAAGACGAACGGGAAGCGCGUCAGCGUGUGGUCAUUCGAUAAGAAGAACAGCUCUCUUGAUCGGCUAACUGCUAAUGCAAGGGACCGUGUUCUAGAGGUAUUGAAGGCGGAGGCUACUGCUUUAACGAGGAUGCGUCAUCCCUGUGUGUUAGAGGUGGUUGAACCACUCGAAGAGACAAGAUCGGAAAUGGUUUUUGCUACUGAGCCGAUCAUCGGCUCAUUAGCGAUGUCAAUACCUGGUUCUGCCAUUGCUUCGCGCGAUUCCGAACCAUUAGACGAGAUAGAGAUACAAAAGGGUGUGUUACAACUGACCAAGGGACUGGCCUUUCUACAUACUUCUGCACGUCUCGGCGACUGGAAGAUAUCGGGUCUCGGUCUCAUAAUACCCCUCCUUGGGCUAGACGGUAGUCCCACAAAAUGGGAAUUUCUAUCGUAUGACGUCCGCAUCCCCCCUUCCUCCCAACGAUCCUUUGACUACAUGGCUCCCGAAUAUGCACUACAAGAGCAAAUAGUCACAUCGAGCGACAUGUAUUCCCUUGGGUGUGUAAUAUAUGCUGUUCAUGCAAAGGGCGUCCCACCCUUUCGGAAUCACAACAGUCUAAGCUCCAUGCGUAGCAAUCAAGGGCGCCUUGAGGGAGGUGGGGGACUCCCGGGCAUGGAAUCGUGGGAUGUUGAUCUCCGCAACCUAAUCUCAUCGCUUGUCACUCCAUCACCUAUGGCCCGUUUAUCUACCGAGACGAUUGCUUUGCAUGCUUGGUUCUCAGGUGUGGCAGUCUCGACGCUGAAUUUCUUGGACCCAGCAACAUUCGCUCCAAAGCCGAGGGAAGAAAAAAUCGCUUUUAUGAAGGGUUUGCAGACGGUCUUGCCCCGAUUCAGUGAGGGGAUGCGAAAACGGAAGAUUCUUCCUAGUAUCCUUGCUGAGAUGAAAGACCCUCUUCUUCUUCCUUCCAUCCUCCCUAAUGUCUUUAACAUCUCCACCGCACUAGACGCAAACCAAUUCCAGGAGAUUGUUUUGCCAUCCUUGAAGCCCCUGUUCACAGUUAAAGACCCACCUCAAAACAUGAUAGUUCUUUUGGAGAACCUUUCGGAAUUACAGAGGAAGACUGCCAAAAACGUCUUUCGAGCAGAUGUUCUCCCAUUGGUAUACUACGCUCUGGAAUCUGAACAUCCGCAGGUGCAGGAGCGCGCGCUGCAGUGCGUCCCUGAUCUGUGCGAGACGAUUGACUUCGCGGAAGUCCAGAGCGUGUUGUUCACUAGAGUGGCCUAUGUCUUCACAAAAACGAAGAUAUUAAGCGUUAAAGUGAGCUCGUUACAGAGUUUCUUAGCCCUUGUGAAAACGUUGGACCAGGCAAGUCUGACGCAGAAGCUAGUGCCACUGUUGGCCAAGAUACGGACAAAAGGUCUCGCCACACUUGCCGUUCAUGAGGAAAUGGGGAAGAAGAUUGAUCGGGAAGCAGUUGCAUUGCAAUUGUUGCCACAGUUAUGGCAGAUGUCAGUUGGGCCUCUGCUCAAUGUUGAACAAUUUGGUCGUUUCAUGAGUGUAAUUCGCAAUUUGAGCGAGAGAGUGGAACAUGAACAUUUGCAGCAUUUACGCGAUUCUCAGCGAAUCGAGGAUCGUAGUGCGGUCCCCGUCAACGGAGUGACGUCCUCGAUUGCGGCCUCCGGCCCUGUCGAUUUCGAAACUCUUAUCAGCAGUGGAGCAAAGACGGGUGCUUCCAGGACUUCCCAGUCACUUCCGCCUAAGGGGGAGAAUGGGGAUAGCUGGGAAGAUGAUGUUUGGGGGAGUAUGUUGAAUUCAGACUUAGGAGCAAGAUCUUUUGGCGCAUCAUCCUUGACCUCGUCACCACUCUCAAAUACGUCAACAUUAACUUCAUUUCCUUUUCCUACCCCUCCCUCGACUACAUCAACAUCGUCCCUGUCGGCUCAACAGCCGCCACUUGCUCACGCCGCUCUUCCGCCACCCCUGGCACCCCGGCCUCCUUUGUCUAAUCCGAUGCAACCCAGUACUGUCUCAUCGAAACCAAACUAUAAUAUCGCGCUGGAACCGGCUCAAUCGAUAACCUCUUUCUCGCAGCCCCCAAAUUUACCACAAAGCUCGUUCUUUGCGUCGCCCCUACAACCUAUACAGCCCAUGCAACCCAACUACAUGUCUUCGCCUGCCCCCCUACCUGCUUCAAAACCAACAUCAUCUCCUACGACGUCCAUGACACCAUUAGUACCAACUCGGGUCACAAAUACACAACAAGCAAAGUCAAGUCCUGAUUGGAGUGGGUUUGAUCCGCUGUCAUAA